Messenger RNA from Dovyalis caffra, 2913 nucleotides. The record is from the annotation of a GenBank genome assembly. Lineage: Eukaryota; Viridiplantae; Streptophyta; Magnoliopsida; Malpighiales; Salicaceae.
AUGGGGAUUUUUGACGGGUUGCCCGUACCUCCUGACAAAGCAUAUUUAAGAGAAGAGCUUUCAAGAAUAGAUGAGAGUUGGGCUGCUGCACGUUUUGAUUCAUUGCCUCAUGUUGUCCAUAUUUUAACCUCAAAAGAUCGUGAAGCUGAAGCCCAAGUUUUGAAGGAGCAAAGUGAUGUUGUUGAGGAUGUCGUAGAUGAAGUAGUGCAAUCUUAUCACAAUGGCUUCAAUAAAGCAAUUCAAAAUUAUUCUCAGAUCUUGCGGUUAUUCAGUGAAUCUGCUGAAAGUAUUGCUACGCUAAAGGUUGAUUUGGGUGAAGCAAAGAAACGCCUUGGUACCCGGAAUAAGCAAUUGCAUCAGUUGUGGUAUCGGUCUGUUACACUACGGCACAUAAUCUCUCUUUUAGAUCAAAUUGAAGGCAUAGCUAAGGUUCCAGGUCGUAUUGAGAAACUCAUAGCUGAAAAGCAGUUUUAUGCAGCAGUUCAAUUGCACGCUCAGUCAUCAUUGAUGCUUGAGCGAGAAGGUCUUCAAACGGUUGGUGCUCUUCAAGAUGUGCGAUCUGAGCUGACAAAGUUGCGAGGAGUUCUCUUCUAUAAAAUUUUGGAGGAUUUGCAUGCACAUCUUUACAACAAGGGAGAAUACAGCUCAGUUGCCUCAAGCAUGUAUGAAAGAGAUGAUGAACUGCCGACUACAGCAGCUGUUACUUUUACUAUGAGCAAUUCACAAUCUCUAUCUCGAAGAACAAGGUUGAUGAAAGGUGACAAUUACAGCUUUGCUGAUGGAUCAUACAGACCAAGCUCCAUUGAUGGAGGAUUGUUUGUGAUUGUUUCUCCUCUUGAACCAUCAUAUGAUUUCCCGAUCUCUUAUAUGUUUGCUCGCAUGAUCAAGUUGAUAGUUUCAAUCCUUUCUUCAUUUGAUGGUCAUGAUGAGGAUGAUGUACCUGAUGAGGCAACCUCAGAUGGGCACUCUGCAUCGAUGAGAACAAAUGGUGAUGGGAACAUGAAGGACGUUAAAAUUGUUCCUCGACAUAUAGCAAGUUGGCUUUCAAAUUCUACUCCAGACGAAUUUAUUGAAACCAUUAAAAAGAGUGAUGCUCCACUUCAUGUGAAGUAUUUGCAGACCAUGGUUGAGUGCCUCUGCAUGCUGGGCAAAGUUGCAGCUGCUGGUGCAAUAAUAUGCCAAAGGCUGCGGCCUACAAUUCAUGACAUCAUCACUUCCAAGAUAAAAGCCCAUUCAGAACUUGUAAAUUCUUCAAGGUCUAGCAUUGAUAAAACUGCCCAAACCAGAGGUCUUUGUUUUGUGAAAGGACAACUAGAGAGCUACCAGUUGCCAAAACAGAAGCAUCAGAAUGGGAUAUUGUUGUCAGGGACACUAUUGGCAGUAAGCCCUGUCUCGUCAGUUAUGGCUCCCAUAGGGAAAGCACAGGCUGCUGCAAAAGAGCUUCUUGAUUCAAUUUUGGACACUGUUGUUCGAAUAUUUGAGAAUCAUGUUGUUGUUGGAGAGCUUCUGGAGUUGAAAACUGCUCAUAAUGUUGACAUGAACACACCAAGGUCGUUGACAACAGAUGUAAAUUGGAACCCAGAUUCUGAAUUAUCUCAAGUUACUGGAGGUUACAGUAUUGGCUUUGCCUUGACAGUUUUACAGAGUGAAUGCCAACAACUCAUAUGUGAAAUUCUGCGAGCCACUCCUGAAGCUGCAUCUGCAGAUGCUGCUGUACAAACUGCUAGACUAGCAAGCAAGGCCCCUUCCAAGGGAAAAAAGGAUGGGUCAGAAGAUGGGCUCACAUUUGCUUUUCGCUUCACAGAUGCUACUAUAUCUGUUCCUAACCAAGGUGUUGAUCUCAUUCGUCAAGGAUGGAGCAGGAAGGGUUCAAAUGUGUUACAAGAAGGCUAUGGGUCUGCUACUGUCUUGCCUGAGCAAGGCAUAUAUCUAGCAGCAUCAGUAUAUCGUCCUGUUCUUCAGUUUACAGACAAGGUUGCUUCAAUGCUGCCGAAAAAAUUUUCCCAGCUUGGGAAUGAUGGAUUGCUAGCUUUUGUGGAAAACUUCGUAAAAGAUCAUUUUCUACCAACUAUGUAUGUGGAUUACCGGAAGGGUGUACAGCAGGCCAUAUCAAGCAAGUUCUAUAUGCUCCAAAAAUUUAUAUCAGUAGACAUUAAAUUGUGUGAAGAUGCAACAGUAUCAGCAGAUCAUGAGACAGAUAGUUCUAUCACAGGUCCAGCUGCAUUUCGUCCAAGAGCUCAUACUGUUGCUCCUUAUACACCAUUAAUCGAGAAAGGUCGACCAGUGCUUGGUUGGGCUCAAGCAAUGCCUAAAUUUGCUGGUGACCUUGUGAAGUAUGUGCAAACUUUCCUCGAGCGAACAUAUGAAAGAUUUCUUGAGAAGCAGAGUUACAUGCUGAUUGGAAGGCAUGAUAUUGAGAAGCUGAUGCGAUUUGAACCAGCAAGUGCAUAUUUACCAAAUUCUCUUGGCCAGUCAAAUAUGGUAAACAAUGCUACUGAUGCUGAAUCUUUAGAGAUUGAAUCGGAAUUGAGUGAAUUAUUAUUCAAUCUCCGACCGAUCAAGCAGGAAAAUCUAAUUCGUGAUGAUAACAAACUUAUUUUGCUGGCUUCCCUUAGUGAUUCACUUGAGUAUGUUGCAGACUCAAUUGAAAGGCAAGUUCAUCUUGUUGGAGCAAUAACUGAAAUGACAAACAGGGAGUACAUGGAGGACCAAGAUGCAGAAGAGCCAGAUGACUUUAUUAUUUCACUAACUGCACAGAUUACUCGUAGAGAUGAGGAAAUGGCACCUUUUGUUGCGGGGGUGAAGCAGAAUUACAUAUUUGGUGGAAUUUGUAGCAUUGCAGCAAAUGCAUCCAUCAAGGCCUUGCUUGCUUUCAUCACAGAACAUGAACAAUUGUUUACAGCCGAAGAGUGA